Molecule: messenger RNA, 3674 nt
Organism: Numida meleagris (helmeted guineafowl)
Lineage: Eukaryota; Metazoa; Chordata; Aves; Galliformes; Numididae
Gene: PEX13
Product: peroxisomal biogenesis factor 13
Exons: 4
Coding region: 104-1297 (397 amino acids)
Biological process (GO): protein import into peroxisome matrix, docking
Cellular component (GO): peroxisomal importomer complex; peroxisome; peroxisomal membrane
Molecular function (GO): protein binding
Source: RefSeq, a predicted model, not a curated record
UUCGAUCGCUCGGCGCUGCGGCGGCCCGCCUGCCGGGGGCGGGAGGAGGAGCGCGGCGGGCCGGAGCGGGCCGGGGGCAGAGCGGGGCUGCAGCGAGGCGGAGAUGGCUUCGCAGCCGCCGCCUCCCAAGCCCUGGGAGAACCGGCGACUGGCGGGCAGCGUGGCGCCCGCCUUCCAGUCUCCUGACUUGGGUGACAACCUGCUGACCAGACCUGGACAACCCACAAUUGCACGAAUACCUCCGCCUAUUUUGCCAAGACCAUCACAGCAAACAGGAAGCAGUAGUCUCAGUGCCUUAAGGCCAGCAUAUAGCAGUUCUUUUACUUCAGGCUAUGGUUCAUAUGGAACUUCUUUUUAUGGAAGCUAUAGUCCUUACAGUUAUGGAUACGGUGGUUUGGGCUAUAACCGCUUUCGUACAGAUGAUAUUCCUCCCAGCAGGUUUGUUCAACAGGCUGAAGAGAGCAGCAGAGGUGCAUUUCAGUCCAUCGAAAGUAUUGUGCAUGCAUUUGCCUCGGUCAGCAUGAUGAUGGAUGCUACCUUUUCAGCUGUGUACAACAGUUUCAGAGCUGUUUUGGAUGUAGCCAAUCAUUUCUCCCGCCUCAAAGUACACUUCACAAAGGUGUUUUCAGCUUUUGCUUUAGUGAGAACUAUAAGAUAUCUCUACCAACGUCUACAGCGAUUACUGGGUCUGCGGAAGAGCUCUGAGAAUGAGGAUUUGUGGGCUGAAAGUCAGGGGACAGUAGCUCGUGUUGGUCUUGAAGACAAGGCAGCUAACUCGGCAAAAUCCUGGCCUAUUUUUUUGUUCUUUGCUGUUGUUAUGGGAGGUCCCUAUCUGAUUUGGAAACUGCUUUCUACAUACAGUGAUGAAGAAUCAGUAUCUAGUAACUGGGCAAGUGGAGAAGAUGAUCAUGUAGUUGGAAGAGCAGAAUAUGACUUCAGUGCUCUCUCAGAAGAGGAAAUUUCCUUCCGUGCUGGUGACAUUCUAAAAUUAGCACCGAAAGACCAACAACCCAAAAUCCGUGGUUGGCUUUUGGCUAGUUAUGAUGGUCAAACAACAGGACUCGUACCAGCUAAUUAUAUCAAAAUACUAGGCAAAAGAAGAGGCAGGAGAACAGUGGACCUGGAAAGGAUUACAGAGCAACGUCCAUCCUUCAGUGGGACAUCUGCUAGAGGAUCCACCGCUGCUGUGACUUUAGAGGAACAGGAAGCUGCUUUUGAUUCUGUUUUUGUAGGAAAUAAUAAAGUUCCUGCUGCAUCUGACUCCACUGCCGUUAGUGGAGAGAAACAGGAACUCUAAUGCACUUUCCUCAAAAAAGCAACUGAAUGGUGUUUUAUUGAUAAAACUUAGGGUAUGUUUAAAAUCUAUGUUGUAGUAGAACACUGAUGGGCCUGAACCAGACUGGUGAAAGGAUGGAGAAAUUCUUGCUCAAAUUUGUAUCAUUUCUUUUAGAUUCACCUAAGGCUAUAUGUUAGUGACUACCUAACCACCUUGCAGCAGCUGUAAGAUCUGGAGCCAGGAGGAAAUGAGGUGUUUAUAACAAAGCAAACAAACAAAGAAAUAAGGGCUGACCGCUGACCUGUUCUCACUAAGUUGACAAACUGUUAAUAAAAUCUGGAAAUUAAAGUCCAGUCUUCAUUGUAAUGUCAGCUUGACAAGAUACCACUUCAGCUGGUGUGCAAAGGGAAGAUAGAUUUCUGUGAAGAGUUGUCUGGAACUGGAGGCUGAGGACAAUACUCUAGUAAUAGUGCAUUGUUCCCCUCUAAGGAUUGCAGGAGAUUUAGGUGACAUAGUCAAACCAUUACAAGUUCUCAAUUGCUUGCUUUUGGAAAGAAGUAGGGAUUCUGUCAUAAAGACUUAGCUUGCUUUUCUUUUUUUUUUUUUUUAAUUAAAAAAAAAUAGUGUCCCAGGAGAAAGAGAAGGGGGUACAGUAAGGGGAGGACAUUAGAAAUUAAGAAAAUCAAUGGGGCUUUGUUUGUUAAAAGAACAUUGGCAUAAAGGGCAUCAUCUAGUCAAGCACUUUCCAGGUCGCUUAUUUUUACUCCCUUUUGUGAUAAGCUAAUAUAGCAUCGUUUCUAGCCAUUUUGUGUUGUAGCCUAUUAACUGCUGCAUCUCAUUUCCAUUUUUUGUUUAUUUUUGUUUUUAAAGAAUGGCAAAAUAUCCUGCAUUUUAGUGCAAUAGUAAUGCUUUGGAGAGGGGGGAGUUUACAGAAUUCCACUGAGUGGCAAAGAAAAUGUGAAGUUUUGUACCUCCAUGAACUUAGCUAACUGGGACAACUAGGUACAUUUUUUUGCUGCUGUUCAGGUGGUAAACGUUACAUCAGCCCAUAAAAUUUGAGAGCUCUGGUUUUUCAAGAGCCAAAAAAGCAUUAAGACUGUUCAGAGUGUGUAGGAUCUUACUCACAUUGGUGUUUGAGAAUUCUGUAUUGAAAUACAAUUUUUCUUAAUGAAGGAGAGAUAAUUAAAUCUUCUUUUCUUGUAGAAUAUAUAUACAUAUUCUAAGGGUUAGAGGAGUGGAUAAACUUAUUAAAACUUGUUUUACUGUUAAGAUACAGUUUUUAUUUUGAACAUAGUAGGAUACAUGCUUUUGCUUAACUGAUCAGUAGUUUCAAUUUGUUUUUGCAGAGAUCUUCAACACCCAUUACGUAUGAGCAAAUUUUUCGUUAUUUACACUUUAAUUGCAUUUGCUGGCGUUGUUCUUAGAAUUCUCAACAAAACUGACAAGAAAAAUUGAGGGGAGCAUAGUUUUAUUGAGGUAGAGUGACUGAGAAGAUGCAUCUCAUGCCGGAUCCCCACAUUUUAAAAUAACCUUUGAGUGCCUGUUGAUAUAACGAAAGUAAGUGGCUGUGGUCAGGCAUUGGGAGAUACCAUUUUUACUAGAUUGUUAGAUCUUCAAGUGGAGAGGAAGAGAAAGAAGUAGUUAAAUGGGAAACGUGAAAUUGGAUUCACUAGGUUUAAAAUGGAACAUGUUUAAAAAAUAGCAAACAACCCUGAAAUAUGAAAGGGGAAAAAGGGGGGGGGGGGUGUUAAAGCAUACAGCUUUGCUUACAGUGUGUAUGCAUGGGAGGAAUUAUUUACUGUUGUGAAAUUCACUUAAUGGGCUGUCAGUCUUCCAUGUCAGUGGAAGAUUUCAGUCAGAGGAAGGGUUUAAAUAAAUGAACAAUCCAAACUUAUUUUGUAGUGUCCAUUCAGGUAGACUUCUAUUUACUUGCUUACAAGUUUGGUAGACAGUGCUUUGGUGUUUGUUCGAAUCUUUCAAACUACUAAUUCUAAGAUGAAUUUAAUUUUUCACAUUUCAAGACAUGCUGUUUUGAAAACAAUUAGUACAAAAAUAGGUUAUUAAUAAUUUGUCUUUACAGCCGUUCAAAUUUUGUCUACCGAUCACUAACUCUCGUGUAUCUGCUAAAUGUUGGCAGAGGUUUUGAUUCUUUCAAUCUUACGGUUACUUUAAUGGGAAAAGACAAAGAAAUGACACAAGUUAUUUAGGUGCAGAAGGGCAUUAAGUAAAGUGUACAUGUGUUUUAUGAUUUAAAUUUUGUUUUUCACUUGUACAAACUAGUGUCAGGAAAAGGCCUGAAUCGUACGAUUCCAUUGUAUGCAUUUCUGCCUGUAUGUCAGCCUACAGGAAAAAAAAAAAAAGUCUAAAUGAAUGCUGAUUGAAAAAAGCAGCAUGUCAA